AUGUCCAGCAAACGUGCCAAAGCCAAGACCACCAAGAAGCGCCCCCAGCGCGCGACCUCCAAUGUCUUUGCCAUGUUCGACCAGUCGCAGAUCCAGGAGUUCAAGGAAGCCUUCAACAUGAUAGACCAGAACCGCGAUGGCUUCAUUGACAAGGAGGAUCUGCACGACAUGCUGGCUUCCCUUGGCCACGGCUCCCACCUCUUGCUGCGGUUCCUCCGUGGCGCUCUGGGAGGUCUGUCAAUGAUUGACCUGGCAGCCAAACCUGUUCUGGAGGUCCUGCCCGGCCAGGAGGGAUCUCCCUUCUCCCCAUGA
This is a messenger RNA of Mesitornis unicolor (brown roatelo), 312 nucleotides long. RefSeq names its product myosin regulatory light polypeptide 9-like. NCBI's taxonomy places the organism in Eukaryota, Metazoa, Chordata, Aves, Mesitornithiformes, Mesitornithidae. Gene Ontology annotation, cellular component: stress fiber; myofibril; cytoplasm. The transcript is spliced from 2 exons. The record is from RefSeq and is a predicted model, not a curated record. Gene Ontology annotation, biological process: myofibril assembly; platelet aggregation. The coding region runs from base 1 to 312 and encodes 103 amino acids. Gene Ontology annotation, molecular function: calcium ion binding.